AUGAGCGCGCCGAUGAGCGCGGGCGAGGCGGCCGCGCUGCCUUACACGAUCGCGCCCCCCGCGCAUCCCACGUACAGCAUCGCCGACGCGAUCAAGCUCGCGCUCGAGGAGGACAUCGCGGACGUGGGCGACAUCUCGUCCCUCAGCACGAUCCCCGAGGCCACCGUGAGCACCGCGACUCUCCUGGCCAAGGCUGACGGCGUGCUCGCGGGCCAGGCGCUGUGCAACCAGAUCCUCGCCGCGGUCGAUCCCGACGUCACCGUGUCCUGGUCCAAGCUCGACGGCGACGUCAUCGGGAAAGGGGACAUCUUCUGCGAGAUGACGGGCAAGGCGCACUCCAUCCUCCGCGCCGAGCGCGUCCUCCUCAACUUCAUGCAGCGGAUGAGCGGCAUCGCGACCCUCACGAAGGCCAUGGCGGACGCCGCGGCUCCCGCGUACAUGCUCGAGACGCGCAAGACCGUCCCGGGCCUCAGGCUCCCCGACAAGUGGGCGGUGCUCAUCGGCGGCGGCAAGAACCACCGCAUGGGUCUCUUCGACAUGAUCAUGAUCAAGGACAACCACAUCGCGGCGUCCGGCGGCAUCGACAAGGCGGUCGCCAACGCGCAAAACUUCUUAAAGGAGAGGGGCAUGGACGGCGUCAAGAUCGAGGUGGAGACGCGGACCAUGGACGAGGUGAGGCAGAUCGUGGACCUCCUCGACGACGAAGCCGUCGUCACGAGCGCGGUGAGCCGGGUGAUGCUGGACAACAUGUCGCUGGACGACAUGAGGGAGGCGGUGGCGCUCAUCGGCGGGAGGGUGGAGACCGAGGCGAGCGGGAACGUGACGCUGGAGACGGUGCACGCGAUCGGUCAGACCGGGGUGACGUUCAUCAGCUCGGGCGCGCUGACGCACUCCGUCGUCGCGUGCGACAUCUCGCUCAACAUCAGCACGUGA
This is a messenger RNA of Micromonas commoda, 933 nucleotides long. RefSeq lists its product with no specific name. The transcript is spliced from 2 exons. Gene Ontology annotation, molecular function: nicotinate-nucleotide diphosphorylase (carboxylating) activity. Gene Ontology annotation, cellular component: cytoplasm. The record is from RefSeq and is a predicted model, not a curated record. Gene Ontology annotation, biological process: NAD+ biosynthetic process; quinolinate catabolic process. Bases 1 to 933 code for a protein of 310 amino acids. NCBI's taxonomy places the organism in Eukaryota, Viridiplantae, Chlorophyta, Mamiellophyceae, Mamiellales, Mamiellaceae.